This is a messenger RNA of Acanthaster planci (crown-of-thorns starfish), 2728 nucleotides long. RefSeq names its product histone H3-like. Gene Ontology annotation, molecular function: DNA binding; structural constituent of chromatin; protein heterodimerization activity. Gene Ontology annotation, cellular component: nucleosome. The record is from RefSeq and is a predicted model, not a curated record. NCBI's taxonomy places the organism in Eukaryota, Metazoa, Echinodermata, Asteroidea, Valvatida, Acanthasteridae.
UUUUAUGGGCGCAGAUUUUCGAACUGCGGAUAUUGAGCCAAAUUUACUCACGAAAUCUCAUCAGAUGACAUGACAACAGUGAAACUGAUACCUACGGCGAGUAUAAUCAACGAAAAGUGACUCAAAGGUUAUUUCUGAUCAUGGCUCGGACAAAUCAGGCCCAGCGACAGACUGGUGGAGGAAAGCGAAGAAAGGGUCUGACUCCAAAGAGGAGAGAACCCAAUCGACCGCGUCCACCGUCACCUCGACCUGUCGUGUCACCCAACAGUUUACCGUCCAGCGGUCCACAGAGUAGGCAACCAACGCCUGGUGGGGGAAUGUUUAACGUACCGCCUCGUGUCCCAGGCACUGAACUUCGCAGGAGGCACAGAUUUCGACCAGGAACCAAAGCCUUGCUUGAGAUUCGCCGUUACCAGAAGUCGACCAAUCUACUCAUUGCUAAACUUCCAUUUGCACGAGUGGUUCGUGAAGUGGCUAGUAUAUUUUCUCAUCAUGAUUUGAUGUGGCAGGCAGCGGCCAUCAUGGCUCUACAAGAGGCAUCUGAAGCUUUCCUUGUCCAUUUGUUUGAGGAUGCUAAUUUGUGUGCUAUUCAUGCUAAGCGAGUAACCAUCAUGCCUAAAGACAUCCAACUAGCUCGUCGGAUACGAGGUCGUCAAGACGGACUGGGGUAAUCUAAGCUGGGACCUGCUCGAUAAUUUCUGUUUUCCAAAGUAAGAGCUUAUGAAACAGUAAUUAAAUGCCAAUGUAUUCAUUUGGAUACCAACCACAUUCGUAGAGCCUUUGCCAUAGCAACCCAACUUUGACACAAUACUACAUAACAAGGUCCUUGGGACUUUCAAAUCACCUUGUUAUAAUUGGUACCUUGAAUAAUCAGUAAUUAAAAAAAACCAGAGAAACAAAGACUUGGGACCUCAAAUUGUCCUUAUUUUAAUAUGAACAAGACAUUGUAUAGUAGCAAUGCUCCUCUUAUCAGUGUUUCACUGUACAAAUGAUGGUUUGUGACUGUUAAUAAGUUUUUACGAAUCUCGUGAGUUACCAUUGAGACUCCCCAUCUGAAUUUUGUCAUUGCUGAGCCACUGGUCUAUAUUUUGUUAGUCUCAGUCAAUCUGACUUCACUACUGGCCCAGUCAAACAGAAGCAGAGAUGCUGUCUUUUUAAUUUGUUUAUACUGUAUAAUUCAAACAAGUGCUGUGGAACUAAUGUUACUUGAAUUGACUGGGAUCAAACUUUUCACCCAAAGUUACUUCUUUCAUGGAUGUAUAUUUUGCUCUUUGGAUGAUGAACAAGUGAAUGACUCCUUGCUGCUACUUCAUUUGUAGGGAUUUAUGAUUAGUUUAGGUUUCAAAGUUACAAUUUCGUGAACUUACUAGACUUGCACUGAUCUUGUAAAUAAAUGUAUAUUUCUUUGUUUCAUUUGAAUCAAGCAUGUUUUUUAAUUUAGUCAAAUAAACUCAAACUACAAAGUUCACACGUACAUGUAGGUUGUCCUUGACAGUACCAAGAAUGGUUUGGAAAUUCAUAGCAGUUUAUAUCACUGUUUAUGUACAUAUAUAUUCAGUUCUGAGCAUUGAAGUUUAGGUAAUCAUUUCUCAGGUCCUUCACAUCAAGGAGGCAUGGAGAAUUAAUUUCUUUACAGGUGUGAGGAAGGUAGGGCCCAGUCGCUAGUUGAGGGAAAAAUCACCAGUAUUUUCGGGAUUCACCCUGGAAACGUUCUUGUGGGAUCAUGUACAUAAACUAUUGACCCAGGGUAGGAUUCAUACAUGUACAUGCACCAAGGAGUGUAAUCCAAAGGACAUGUACAUGUAUGUUUAUUCUAAAAGGGGCAUUUAACAAAUGACAGUUUUGAGUUGCUUUUUUAGCGUAUGCAUACAGGUGCAUUGCACGUGGUGCUGUUGCUCAACCACUGGAGUUUGUAUUUUCUGGAUAGAGAUGUGCAUUUCCCCUCAAAAAAGUUUGAUAUACAUGUACUUUUUCUUUUUUUUGGUCCUCUGCAGUUUAAUUUGCCUCAGUUAAAUGUACAGUGUAUAGAACAAUUGAAAAGUUGAAAUGUUGACUCUUCUUUAAUCAAAGGCUGCUUGGUGUGUGGGAGUAACAGUGAGUUUUAAAUUGAUCAAACGAAUCACAUUCAAUCUCUCCUUUGGUAUCAUCUUCAUCAAAACUGCUCACAAAGAAGAAACACACACAUUGGCCGUUUCAUGACAUCACAUUUAUUGAAAUUUUCAGGCCAGUUCUUCCUCCGAAUGUCAAAGCAUCUGGUUUAUCACUUUUAAUUUUGGAUGUAAACAUGACAGCAUUUAUCCUAAUCCAUUCAACAUUUUUAUUUGGAAAUUCCUUUACAGUUUGAUCGCUAGACUUGUACAUCCAUUUUUUAUCCACUAUGAUGAUUACAAACCCUCAAGCAUUCCACUGAAUUUUAAUAUGAAACUGACUUUAAAAGGUGUGUCUCAUGCAUGACGAUUGUACAUGUAUAUAAAUGUAAAUUUCAUUUUAGUCACUUUCUACCCAAGUUUCCUCUCUUUUAGAAAGCAAUCGAAUGCAAUUUGAUAGGAUGACCAUUGAAGACAAUAUAUGGUGCAUAUGUGUACAUGUAAUGAUUGGCCACUCUUCUGAAGACAAGCCUUAGUGUUUAUCGUUAAGCUUUGUACCAGAUGAAUGACAUCUUUUAUUGGCCAUCUUUUAGAUGGUAAUUUGUGUAUAAUAAUAAACAAUUCUGGACUUUUUUGAAACU